Messenger RNA from Pseudo-nitzschia multistriata, 2967 nucleotides. The record is from the annotation of a GenBank genome assembly. Lineage: Eukaryota; Bacillariophyta; Bacillariophyceae; Bacillariales; Bacillariaceae.
AACAACUGCCACAAACCAAAACGUUCCCGUAGCACUGACCGCACUGACAAAAGCAAAGCAACCAAUCGGAUCGGUUUCGUUUGCUGAUUGCCGCACGAUACGGAACCCAUGAGCGAGGCACCACCGUCCRCCGUGUCCGCGACACCGUCCACGAUGCGCUAUCGCCACAACGCCACGACCGCUUCCGACGGGGGCCAUGGCUUCGCGAAGGACCGCGGUGGCCAGAGAGGCCCCGGCGGAAGGAUGCACCGAGACGCGGGCGCAUCSGGGCCGGCGGGAAGGACGCGGCAGGGGACGCGCGGGGGGGGGSACCGAGAGCGGCAGCGGCGGACGCAGAAAGAGAAAGAGAACCAGCGGAUCCGYGACGAAGAACGCUUCCUYCGGCACCUGAGGACCGCGACGGCGGUGGUGUCGGCGGGGAUCGUCGUGGCGGUGGCCUACCUGGCCUGCCUCCUGCUGGUGAUCGAUCCGGAGCUGCAGUCCCACCUGCACCUGCCGAACCUCGGAGAACACACCGGCAUCAARGGCUAUUACGACCGGGUUUCUUCGUGGUACUCGUCUUACUACGAGUACGCAUCGUCGUCGGCARCAAGAAACACGCAACAACAGGAAGGGGAUGGGAAAACUAUGGACCUGGACGUGGACUUGGAAGUGGACCUGGACAUGGAYAUGGACMUGGAUUUUUAUCCGAAUUCGGAUGCUGGAAAAAUUGAGAAAACCGAUGACUCGGAUGCCCAUUCUGCAGUACACCAAGAAGGUGACGAAAGCGACACCGGUGGUGGCAUUGGUGAUGACGACGACGACGAUGAUGAUGAUGACGCGAUCGACGACGACGACGACGACGAUGAUGAUGCGAUCGACGAGGAAGGCGAAAUCGACGAAACGUCCUCUCCAAUAUACACGAUACCAAACUCGAUGGAUCACAUCGGGGACAAAUCGGAUCGAUACGCUCUCCUGAGAAAGGAGUGGGACGAGCGGAAUCCCCCAAACGAUAGCGAGCGAUCCCUGCGUGCCCUGAAAGAAAUAGUCGAAAACAACCACGAAAAGAACAAGUUUUCCUCGAUCCUUCACCGUCUGCGGCCUCCCCCCGGCAACGAUGCSGACGRGGAGAUGAACUACGACAUCUACGAUUGCCCGGACGAUCCCCCACCCGGAUAUCCUMGGGAGUACAAAACGAUAGACGUGUUGCGACACUGGCCACCCAACCARAACCUGCCGGAAGCAACAACCACGGCUGCUAGCGAUGGCGAGGCCGAUGACGGCGAUGCCGGGAACGGCACACAAACGAUGUGGGCCCAUCUGGGCAUCUGUGUCUUUGAUUACAACCGCGACUAYGACAAGGCCCUCAACUACCGUUCGAACGAGGUUCCCUUUGUGGUUCGGAACGAUCCGUGGGUAGCCGAAACCGUGGAGCGCUGGAACGACGAAGGCUACCGCCGCACCUUGUUUGGGGGCCUCGGCCACAGCGGCAGCGGGACCACCGAUGCGAACGGYAGCGAAAACGACAACGGCGGUGUUUAUGCCGAUGCCGACGCCUCCGCUGCCGAGACGAAUCGAGGGACCACCGUGCACCACCGGGCCGAGCGCGCGGUGACGAACCAGAUCUUGUUCCGGCACGGACCGAAGAAAAAGGCCCCAAAGACCAACACCUACGCCAAGAUGCCACCGAACCGAAAACGAGAAAAGACCGGGCCGGUCCGGGGAAAAAAGCUGCCCCCCCCCACCAAGCUGAUCCAGAUGACCUACGAAAACUGGUACGAGCUCGCCAUGGAGAAAGAAAGGAGGCUGGUAUCAAACCAAACCAGCCUCGCGGAGGGCGGCGACGGCCUCCCCCGGCACGGCUACGAGACCAAGCCCGAUCGAGCGAGCGACUCGUACUACUAUUACUUUCGGCUGGUGGGCUGCGGGGAAAAGGAGGGCUGCGAGAAGAACUCCACCGAGUACCUCUUCGACGAGCUGCCCUUCUUCCAGCCCCGGAAGAGCCGCGGGCCGAGCGAUCCGCGAAGCGGCAAGCGAUCCAAACCCACGAAACCGAGGAGGGGAUCACCGCGGGGCCAGACCCAUCCGGCGUCGCCGGAAUCCACGGAACCGGCCCCCKGGGACCACCGAGAAAACCUCUACCUCGUGGAAUUGGACAAGCAGCGGGGAGUGAGUGUCCGCUCGUUGUUUCGACGAGAACGGCAGCGCGUGUUUGCUUUUGUGCUUCUGCUCUUUUGUUCUUCUUCGUAGGGCGUUGCUCUGUGUGUGUUUUUUGUGUGUGUCUGUCUGUGUCCGUGUGUGUCGUGCACGAUUGUUUUCUCACGCUGCCUCUCCCCCCCCCCCCUUCCGUUCUCCAGAUCCAUUGCCGGUUCGGCAUGCCGGGCAUGAUUGCCGCCAACCACUACGACGCGAGCCGCAACGCGAUCGCCGUCCUCGGAGGGACCCGGCGGUACGUGGUGUCGAGGCCGGCGCAGUGCCGCAACCUGGGCCUCUUUCCGCCGGGGCACCCYUCGGCCCGGCAUUCCAGGGUCGAUUGGACGACGGCCCCGGCCGAUUACGAAGACCUGGUCCGGACSGUCGACGAACGCAGCGACGAAGCGGAACCGCUGUCGCCGCCGUCGUCUUCGGAYAACACUGUUCCGUGGAAAGAAUACAACGAAUCCCUGUCGCUCCUCGCCAACCAAGCCAGGUCCACAGAGGUUGUCCUGGAAGCCGGCGACGUUCUCUACCUGCCUAGCUACUGGUUYCACUACAUUGUCAGCCUGGAUACGAACAUGCAGUGCAACACACGCUCGGGAAAAGGAGACGGCAGGGAKGACCAAACCAUGACAGACUGUGGGUUUCGGCCAAAGAAACGAUAAGAGCCGCGCGUCUCGGGCGAAAGACGGCAAUCGCUUGCAGCGAAAAAGCGAUCGGAGCAAAACGCUCGUGUCGAGAAGGAUCCAAUGCCAUACCACACUGUAACUGUAAUAUACCAUGUUAUGCUAU